UUUACAGAUAUCAUCAACGUCAGGAACGCCAUUUCCCGUGAGAUCUUGGCCGGAGCUCUCCUAGCAAUCUAUCCUUACACUCUCCACUCCAAGUUGAAGGUCUUCUCAUCUCCAGUUUCAUCUUGUCCGCCAGUAAAGAUGCUGGCGUCUUCAAGAAGAGCAGCCUCAAUGGUUCUGAGAGCGAAGCCAACGAACCAAUUAAUUCCCCUACGGUCUAUUGCUGCCAUUUCGACAACGACGAAGAAAGAUGCGACCUCGGUCGCCCCCCACAGCUCGACGGGUCUCAUGAGCCGGCCAAGAAAGGAAGUCCCGCUUCCCAGUCAGGAGGGGACAAAGGGCGUCGUUCAAUAUGCAUUAACCACCCUCGAUCAAAUCACCAACUGGGCGCGCCAGUCGUCCCUGUGGCCCAUGACGUUCGGACUCGCCUGCUGCGCCGUCGAAAUGAUGCAUCUCUCCACGCCGCGAUACGAUCAAGAUCGUCUCGGAAUCAUUUUCCGAGCCUCCCCCCGCCAAUCCGACGUCAUGAUCGUUGCCGGCACCCUCACCAACAAGAUGGCCCCGGCCCUGCGCCAGGUUUAUGAUCAAAUGCCCGAGCCGCGAUGGGUCGUCAGCAUGGGAAGCUGUGCCAACGGAGGAGGAUACUACCACUACAGCUAUAGUGUUGUCCGAGGCUGCGACCGAAUCGUCCCUGUCGAUGUUUACGUGCCCGGUUGCCCGCCUACGAGUGAGGCGCUGAUGUAUGGUAUCUUCCAGUUGCAGCGCAAGAUGAGGCAAACUAAGAUUACGCGGAUGUGGUACCGAAAGUAGAGAGCGGAGGAUUGCAGGAGACAUAGACAUCAUUAUGGGAACUCUCUUUUGUCGGGGGAUUGGGGGAGCGGGGGCGGGACUGUACAUAUUACUACUGUUGGCCGCAUGCACACAAAUGGUCUGUAUAGCAUCCAGCCAGUUCAGACAAUUCAACCGUGAUUGCGACUGGUGAAUAGCAGAGACUUUUAGAUCCAGCAGCCUAGUUCCCUAUAUCUGGUAUCAGAAAUAAAAGUGGGUGAAGUCCGACG
Molecule: messenger RNA, 1055 nt
Organism: Pseudomassariella vexata
Lineage: Eukaryota; Fungi; Ascomycota; Sordariomycetes; Amphisphaeriales; Pseudomassariaceae
Product: mitochondrial NADH-ubiquinone oxidoreductase 20 kd subunit
Exons: 3
Coding region: 139-807 (222 amino acids)
Biological process (GO): electron transport coupled proton transport; aerobic respiration; mitochondrial respiratory chain complex I assembly
Molecular function (GO): 4 iron, 4 sulfur cluster binding; quinone binding; NADH dehydrogenase (ubiquinone) activity
Source: RefSeq, a predicted model, not a curated record